AGAUGUCAGCUGCUGCUUCUUUCAAGGCAGUCACGGUUGCUACGGUAACAGAGUCGGUAAACAAAUAUAGUACGCAGACGCAACUUGUUAAUUUACGUUUGUGCGUAUGGCAUUGUUCAGUGUGUAUAGGACGAACGACAGACGCUGCGGUGACGGUAUGGAGAAAACGAUGUGGGAAGAUAAAGAAGUUAAAUUUGAUCUGCCUUUAAACAAGUUGAAGAUGCGACCAGGAGAGAAAGUGUUAGACAAGCUAGAUUCUAUUGAGGACACAAAAGGAAAUGAUGGUGAUAUUGGUCGUUUAAUAGUGACAAACUUAAGGAUAAUAUGGCACUCACUUUCAACACCACAUUUUAACCUAUCGAUAGGUUACAACUGUGUAGUCACAGUCACAACAAGGAUGGUGAAUUCAAAACUUCGAGGUACAACAGAGGCACUUCAUAUCCUCACAAAGUCAAACAAUGUCCGAUUCGAAUUUAUAUUUACAAACCUCAUUUUAGGGAAUGCUCGACACAUUACAUCAAUUAUGGGUGUAUUUAAAGCUUAUACAUCAUCAAGAAUGUACCGUGAACUCAAGUUGAGGGGUGCCAUCAUUUAUAAUAAACAACUCAAGCUUCUUCCCCUAGAGCAAGUUGUUACAACUGUUAAUGGAGUAUGGAAUCUGUCAAGUGAUCAGGGAAACCUUGGCACAUUUGUUAUAACAAAUGUUCGUCUUGUGUGGUUUGCUGAUAUGAAUGAAAAUUUCAAUAUUUCCCUGCCAUACCUUCAGAUAGCAAAAAUAAAUAUCAGACAGUCAAAAUUUGGAACAGCUUUGGUUGUAGAAAGUGCAGAAUCUAGUGGAGGAUAUGUGCUCGGUUUCCGAAUAGAUCCUGCAGAGAAACGGCAGACUGUGUACAAGGAACUGUGUUCGCUGCACAAGGUUUACAGUCAGAAUCCAGUAUUCGGCGUUCAGUAUACAGUUGGUCAACAGGCCCAGUACCAAGAAGAGAGCUCCAUGUUUGCUGAUGAUACACAGGAAAUUGUUGAGUCAAGUGAUGAAAUGUCCAAUGUUUUCCUUACUUACUUUGCUGAUGAAAACCAUGAAGACAGGGAACCAGUUUAUAAUCAAGAACUUGGACUGGCUAUUGAAGCUCUGAAACCUGGAACGACAUUGCAGAAUCUGUGGGAAGUUAUACCUUCUUCAUAGUGCUGUACCCUAUCAGCUUACAAUGUAACAUAGAACAUGAGUCAUGUUUACUGAAUGACAUUCAUUUAACUGUUUCAAAAGAGAUGUCAAAUUGUACCUGUUGAAAUUUUUUAUCCCAAGUGGCUGUAAUUUUGUACUUAAUAAAAAUUUUCUGAAAGCAG
Messenger RNA from Schistocerca gregaria, 1344 nucleotides. RefSeq names its product Bardet-Biedl syndrome 5 protein homolog (gene BBS5). The transcript is spliced from 8 exons. Gene Ontology annotation, biological process: intracellular transport; cilium assembly. Bases 107 to 1183 code for a protein of 358 amino acids. Gene Ontology annotation, cellular component: BBSome; ciliary basal body. The record is from RefSeq and is a predicted model, not a curated record. Gene Ontology annotation, molecular function: phosphatidylinositol-3-phosphate binding. Lineage: Eukaryota; Metazoa; Arthropoda; Insecta; Orthoptera; Acrididae.